AUGGAAGAUAACGAAAGCUGCUUCAAUGGCUCUUUGGAUUCCGCUUCCCUGUCUGAAGCAGACAUCGCAGAGGCCUUUCAUCAGUAUGGGGGCGUGAUCACGCGACAAAGCUUGCAAGAUGGACGUCAUGUCAAGUCCCACCGAGUUGAGACUGGAGAGCAGGCCUCAGACUCUAGCCCAAGGAGGCGGCGGUUCUAUACAAUGGUGACCGGCAGCGAUGGCCAAGAGAAGGCUUUGGACUCUUUGUGGGUUGACAAGCUGCAGGAACUCUUAGAUGAAGCCGCGCGGGCAUAUGGCACGAAGAACAAUGAGUGGCAAGAUGAUGCCAGGAUACAGGAGCAGCACGAACUCAAAAUGGAGAUCAGGAACAAGUUUACAAACUUCUUUCAGAAUGGUAGUGAGAGCAUUGAUUCCGUGAUGGCACAGCUCAACCAAGUGUGGAAAGGGAUGAGCUCCCCAGAAAAGAGCGCAGGAGUUGAUGUCCCGCAGGAUUUAGGCGACUUGCAAGAAUCAUUGGCCUCAGUGGGGCAAUUGCUGCAGGAGGCACGAGAGAAGGGGUGUGCUCAAGCAGACAAAGUGACGCGCCAGUGGUUUGCAUUCAUUUCGCAGGAGGUAUUCAAUGUCGAGAAAUUUGGGAAUGUGGAGGUCAAGGACUUGGACCAUUUAAAGCAUCGUUUGAACCUGCUGCACAUGUAUCAUGAUCUAGAUGAGCGCUGGCAUCGAAUGGAUGCACUCAAUGCCGGAUUGGAAGAAGCAGUGCAGAGCAAAGCGGCCCUGCAAAGUUCCGUGGAUUCAGCAGAGCUGUUGCUGGUGAAACAGGUGGAAGCUGAAGUUCACAAAACCUUCCAAAAGGAGACCAAGAGCAUGGUAAUGCAAGCGGCCAAAGCACGAGCUGAGACAGUGGUACAGCUGGAGACUUGCACCCGGCACCGUGGAUUGUUGCGGGCCGAGCUGACCAGAAUUCUGAUGGAGCUAGCAGAUAAAUUGAAACACUGGCACGUAAAGCUUUGCAAGAAGUAUCAAGACUCCACCCACACCCUGAGGACCAGUAAAAGACGGACAGAUGAACAAACCAGAGCUGUGGAAAAGAAGUUGAAGGAUUUGAAGGAAAGGCUUGAACACACUCAGAAUUCGGUCGCCAUGCUUUUGAAACCCUACAACGCAGCUUUGGACCUUGGCCAUGGCGCAUUUGGCAAGCUUCCUUCUGGAGAUGAUUUGGUCUCUUGGAUGUUUGCUCUUGUGGCUGAUUGUGAGGAGCCGAUGAUUUCGCCCACCAUCUCUGAAGCGGUUGGUCGUCUAAUUUCGAGGAGCCCGCUUGAGAAGAUGCAAGAGAUGCUCCAUGCUGGCCACCAGAAACAAAGAUUGGACCAGCUGGACUUCCCAAUCAUACAGCAACAGUUACAGUGUAAAUCUGCCACAGCAGCGACUGAAUUGACGCCUUUCCUGCGAGGCGCUUGGAGGCAGCCAUCCUUCCUGCUUAGUGGACCAGACAUGCCCAGGCUGGUGGAUAUGCUCAAGGAGUUCCGAGAAGCGUUGGUGGACCGCACAAGCCAUGUUUCUGUAAAGCUAUUGUUGAAAUCCGAGCCUUUCUUGAAGAGCCUUAGCGAUUUCAAGAGCGAGCUUCGCGAGGAUUCUGUAGCUGCAGAGGUUGCCUUGGUGCUGGCUUUGGUGCGAUUUAGUGCUAUUGUUCGUAUUCAACGUGGCUGCAAGCUGAUGGCUGCCAUUCUGAACCUACGUAGUCUACAACUUCGAAAACAUGCCUUGAAUCAAGUUUUGGACGAGCCGCUCAAAGCAACUUCAAAUGGCUUGGAGCAGCAGGCCAGGGCUGUUGAGGCGAGCUUCAGGACCAUCAGAGGGGGUUUGGGUGUGUUGCGAGGUCAAGCCCAGUCCAUGGCGAAGGAUGCAGAAUUGCUUUUGAAGCAGUAUAGCCUAGAGAUUGAAGAUAUCGUUCACACUGUGCAGAGAUUGAUGCCAAAGACUCAUGCACAGGGCCAAAGAAAGGAUGUGAGUUCCAAAGACCAAAGCUCCCCAGCACAACAGGAUUCCGUGAUGCAUCUCCCAUCGUUGCUAGCUCACAGCCGCACCAGCGACGAUGUGGAAGGAGCAGAUGCAGUGAUUAGUGCUUGA
Messenger RNA from Durusdinium trenchii, 2127 nucleotides. NCBI's taxonomy places the organism in Eukaryota, Dinophyceae, Suessiales, Symbiodiniaceae. The record is from the annotation of a GenBank genome assembly.